UGUGUUUCGCCCCGGUUUGUGUGUCUGAUGCUCUCCCUUCCCUGUUUCCCAGCCUCAGUUCCCCAGGGAUGGAUGGUGGAGCAGUGUCCCUGAGCUGUGGUGGUGCCUGCCCCGCUUUCCUCGGUGCAGCAGCUCCUCCGUGCUUCGCUGUCCCACAUUCCUGGGCUGUUUAUGGCCGCAAUUCCUUGGAUUGCUGGCCGGCUGCUCUCCAGAAAGGGCUGGUGGAGCUGGUGCAGGCUCCCUCUGCCCGGUGAGGGACGCUGGCUCCUCAGAAGGGCCUCGUCCCUCCCUGUGGCCGUUCCCACACUGGUCACACCGCUUUGGUGGGAAAGUGGGGUUUUCUGCUCAUUUGUCUUUUGACUUUUGCUGCUGGAGCUGCGGCCCCCGGGAGUUUGCUGUGGUCCCACCUGUACCCGCUGGUGACCCCUGAAGAAAUGCUGCGGGACCCUGCCGUGCUUGUCGCUGGGGCAGAGCGGCUGCUGGAAGGCGCUGCUCAAAAUGCAGGGGAGAUGAGGCGGUGGCUGUGGCAAGGAGAGGACGGGGCAGGCAGGGGAGGUGACGCCAGGGCCCGGACGGGGCAGGGGAGUUGGGAGCAGCGAGGGGCUCGUGGGCCACCAGAGCAGCUGGACCCUAAGCUGCCUCCUGAGCCCCGGGGAUGCUCCCGCUCCCGCGGCCGAGCGUGCCACAGGCACCGGCACUGAGCCGAGGGGAGCCUCUGCCCUGCCCCUCACUGGGGCUCGUGGGCCAGGUGGUUUGGCCACUUUCUAGAUGCUCCCAACGAGGAGGGUUUGGGCUCUGGGUCCUCCCCGUGCCCUUCACUGCCACUUCUCGCUCCCGCAAGGAGCAGAGCGGCACGUUUGGCUUUCUCGGCUGGUCCCCAAACUGCAGGGGCUCCUGUCCCCGGGAGUCGCUGCCGGGGAGCUCUGGGGCUCGUGGGGAGCCAGACCUCGGCCUUGGGGUUCAGUAGCCCGGCCAGAAAGGCUGAGAGCAGACACAGAGCCGAGCUUCCCCUCACCAGAGGGGGAUCAUGAAGCUGAGAUCCCUGGGGACCCACAUCCUGGGGCAUGUGGUGCCAGAGACCCACUCUGGGGACGGCGAUAAGGAAAGGGGUGAUGGCUGGAACGAGCCCCUCCUGGAGCGGUGUCCCCGGUGUCUGUGUGGUGGCAGGGGCUCCGUCAGGGCUAACGGCCGUCCCUUUCCCUCCCCAGCCAUGACAGCGUAGGCAGGCGGCGAGAGAUGGAUCGCUUCACCGAGUGCGGGACGCAGACGGAGGCGGUGGUGGUGCUGUCCCUGGCGCAGGCGGCAGUUCUGGGCUUGGUGUCUGAGAAUGAGCUGCUGGGGGCCACCGUCAGCCCCGCCGGCUUCUUCCCGGGGCUGGGAGGGGACCUGCCGGACGCCGCCGCAGGGGAGCCCGGGGAGCUGGAGGGCGAGGGGCAGGCGCCGGGGGACGGGCAGGAGGAGGACGCCUUGGAGGCCGAGUCCUCCCUGGAGAAGCACGCCCGGAGGAGGAAGCGGCCUCCGGUGAGGCUGGUGCCCAAGGUCAAGUGCGAGAAGGCGGAGGCGGAAGAUGAGGCGCCGUACGACGUGCCCAUCCCCGGGGAUGAGGAGGGCGAGCAGCAGCGUGGGCACCCGAGCCCCCCCCCGCAGGACCCCAGCCCGGAGCCCUCGGUGCAGAGCAGCGCCAUGACGAUGAUCGACCUGGGCGCCUUCGGCAGGAAGCCCCGGCGGCUGCGGCACCUGCGCCGGCACCUGCGCCAGCCCCCCGAGGGCAGCCAGCGCCGCCGCGGGGACGCCCACCCGGAGGGAGGCACCACCGGGGCCCCACGCACCCACUGCCCCUUGGAGACGGGCGCCCCGUCCCCCGGGGAGGCGGAGGCCCCCGCGCCGGCCUCCCCCGAGCCUGUGAUGCCGGACGCCGCCGCGGGGGAGCCCGGGGAGCUGGAGGGCGAGGGGCAGGCGCCGGGGGACGGGCAGGAGGAGGACGCCUUGGAGGCCGAGUCCUCCCUGGAGAAGCACGCCCGGGCCUCGCUGGACCGGCUGGACAUCAACGUGCAGAUCGACGACUCCUACCUGGUGGAGGCGGGCGACCGGCAGAAGCGCUGGCAGUGCCGCAUGUGCGAGAAGUCCUACACCUCCAAGUACAACCUGGUGACCCACAUCCUGGGCCACAACGGCAUCAAGCCCCACUCCUGCCCCCACUGCAACAAGCUCUUCAAGCAGCCCAGCCACCUGCAGACCCACCUGCUGACCCACCAGGGCACCCGGCCCCACAAGUGCGAGGUCUGCAGCAAAGCCUUCACCCAGACCAGCCACCUCAAGCGGCACAUGCUGCUGCACACCGACAUCAAACCCUACAGCUGCCGCUUCUGCGGCCGGGGCUUCGCCUACCCCAGCGAGCUGAAGGCCCACGAGGUGAAGCACGAGAGCGGCCGCUGCCACGUCUGCGUGGAGUGCGGGCUGGACUUCUCCACCCUCACCCAGCUGAAGCGGCACCUCUCCACGCACCAGGGCCCCACGCUCUACCAGUGCCUGGAGUGCAGCAAGUCCUUCCACUACCGCAGCCAGCUGCAGAACCACAUGCUGAAGCACCAGAACGUCCGGCCCUUCGUCUGCACCGAGUGCGGGAUGGAGUUCAGCCAGAUCCACCACCUCAAGCAGCACUCCCUCACGCACAAGGGCGUGAAGGAGUUCAAGUGCGAGGUGUGCGGGCGGGAGUUCACGCUGCAGGCCAACAUGAAGCGGCACAUGCUGAUCCACACCAGCGUCCGGCCCUACCAGUGCCACAUCUGCUUCAAGACCUUUGUGCAGAAGCAGACGCUCAAGACCCACAUGAUUGUGCACUCACCGGUGAAGCCAUUCAAAUGCAAGGUCUGCGGGAAGUCCUUCAACCGCAUGUACAACCUGCUGGGCCACAUGCACCUCCACGCGGGCAGCAAGCCCUUCAAGUGUCCCUACUGCUCCAGCAAGUUCAACCUGAAGGGCAACCUCAGCCGGCACAUGAAGGUCAAGCACGGGGUGAUGGACAUCAGCCUGGACAGCCAAGAUCCCAUGAUGGACCUGGCUGGGGCCGACCAUGCUGAGCUGGAUGGGCAGCAGGAGAUGGACGACUUCGAGGAGGAGAACUCUUACGGCUACGGGGGCGUGGGCAACCCCCCGGACGAGCACGCCCUGACCGAGCAGGCCAUGAAGGAGAUGGCGUACUACAACAUGUUGUAGCCCAGGCUGGAGGAGGCCGCCGGGGGCCCCGUGGACUUGGGGUGGUAAGAGGAGCUGCUGCGGUGCCUGGCCAGCCCUGCCCCACUGCCCCUCCUGGGGGGGCUCCAGCUGAGCUUGGCAUGGGAGAAAACAGGGACGUCCAAAAACCUUUGCCGGGGCCAAGGCAGGACGGGGGCUGGAGGUGGCCCAGGGCAGUGGUCACUGCUGGCCACGGGCACAAUGAGCUGGUCCAGCGGGGGGUACUGCCGGACCCUGGCCAUCGCUGGGGGCCAUCACCAGCAGCCCUGCAGCUCCCCUGCCCCACACUGACCCCCCCGGCUCUGCUCCU
Calidris pugnax (ruff) is the source of this 3544-nucleotide messenger RNA. It is a transcript of the gene ZNF710, whose product is annotated as zinc finger protein 710. The transcript has 5 exons. The record is from RefSeq and is a predicted model, not a curated record. Lineage: Eukaryota; Metazoa; Chordata; Aves; Charadriiformes; Scolopacidae. Bases 1237 to 3216 code for a protein of 659 amino acids.